Solanum dulcamara is the source of this 783-nucleotide messenger RNA. RefSeq lists its product as uncharacterized. The record is from RefSeq and is a predicted model, not a curated record. Gene Ontology annotation, molecular function: protein dimerization activity. The transcript has a single exon. NCBI's taxonomy places the organism in Eukaryota, Viridiplantae, Streptophyta, Magnoliopsida, Solanales, Solanaceae. The coding region runs from base 1 to 783 and encodes 260 amino acids.
AUGCUUACAAAAAAGGAGCAAGAUAUUGCAAAUGCCAUGCUACUUGUUGAAGUAGCAAAAAGAAGGUUGCAAGUUUUAAGGGAUGAUGAAUGGGACUCUCUUAUUGCUAAGGUAUCUACGUUUUGUAUCAAACAUGAUGUUUUGAUACCUAACUUUGAGGAGCCAUAUGUUAGCUCUUUAAGAUCACGACGAAAGCUUGCUAACUAUACAAUCUUACAUCAUUAUCGUGUUGAAGUCUUUUGCAAUAUUAUUGAUUGGCAACUUCAAGAACUUAAUGAUCGUUUUGAUGAAGUGACUACCGAUUUGCUCCAUGGAAUUGCUUGCUUAAAUCCAAUUAACUCAUUUUCAAGUUUUGACAUCAAAAAAGUAAUGAGAAUGGCGAAAUUAUAUCCGGAUGACUUUGAUGAAUCUAAUAUGAGUGCUCUUGAGAAUCAACUUGCAAGUUAUGUUAUUGAUGUUCGUGAUAUUGAUGAAAGGUUCUCCGGUCUAAAUGGGCUUUGUGAUCUUUCCAAAAGAUUAGUUCAGACAAAGAAACAUUCUACUUAUCCUUUGGUAUUCCGCUUAGUGAAACUUGCUCUACUUCUACCAGUUGUCACUGCCUCCGUUGAAAGAGCUUUUUCGGCAAUGAAGUUUAUCAAAAAUGACUUGCAGAGCCAAAUGAGUGAUGAUUUUUUUAGUGGUUGUUUGGUGCCUUAUUUAGAAAAAGAUGUAUUUGAUAGUAUUUCUAAUGAUGCUAUUAUUAAGACAUUUCAAGAUAUGAAACCUCGUAGAAUACAAUUGUAA